AUGCCGGGAAAAGCUAACGGUGUCGGCGUCCAGGUCGAGGACACCAAGAUAUGUGUCGUCAUGGUGGGACUGCCCGCCAGAGGCAAAAGCUAUAUUGCACAGAUUGCCCAACGCUACCUCCAGUGGCUCUCCAUCCCGGCCCAGACCUUCAACGUCGGCAACUACCGGCGCAACGACGCGCCCCAUCCCACCGCCGACUUCUUCGACUUCAACAAUGCCGAGGGUGAGCGCAAGCGCCGCGCCGCCGCCGAGGCUGCCGUCGCCGACAUGCUGCGCUGGUUCCGCUCCGGCGGCGUCGUCGGCAUUCUCGACGCUACCAAUUCCACAAAGGACCGCCGUAAAUGGGUGCACGAGAUCUGCGAUGCCAACGGGGUCGAGGUCCUCUUCGUCGAGAGUGUCUGCGACCAGGAGGACGUCAUCAUGGCCAACAUACUCGACGUCAAGACCUCCAGCCCCGACUACAAGGACCAGGACCCCGAGGAGGCUGCCAACGACUUUCGCCGUCGCAUCAGCCAGUACGAAAAGGUGUACAAGACCAUCGACGGCGACGGUGACGAGGGCGACUACACAUAUCUCAAGAUUAUGAACAUUGGCAAGCAGGUCAUCAUCAACCGCAUCCAGGACUAUCUGCAAAGUCGCAUCGUAUAUUACCUCAUGAACUUGCACAUCCGCCCCCGCUCUGUCUGGCUCUCCAGACACGGCGAAUCACUGUAUAACCUCGACGGUCGAAUCGGCGGCGAUACCAUGCUCUCGCCCCGCGGCGAACUAUACGCGAAGAAGCUACCCGAGCUCGUCCGCGAGUCUGACGACCGCUCUCUUACGGUCUGGACGUCGACCCUCAAGCGUACCAUUGCCACCGCGCGCUGGCUCCCCGCACACUACAACCAGCUGCAGUGGAAGGCGCUCGACGAGCUCGACUCGGGCGUCUGCGACGGCCUCACGUACCAGGAGAUUAAGGACAGCUACCCGGACGACUUUGUGGCACGCGACGACGACAAGUACAACUACCGGUACCCUGCCGGCGAGUCAUACCGCGACGUCGUCAUCCGCCUCGAGCCCAUCAUCAUGGAGCUCGAGCGCAGCGAGGACAUCCUCAUCGUCACCCACCAGGCGGUGCUACGCUGCAUCUACGCAUACUUCAUGAAGAAGGACCAGGCCAAGAGCCCCUGGAUGAACGUGCCCUUACAUACCCUCAUCAAGCUCACCCCGCGCGCCUACGGCACCGAGGAGAUUCGCUACGAGGCCAACAUUCCCGCUGUCAGCACCUGGCGCGGCAAGGGCAGUACCGCCAAGCACGAGGCCCCGACUGGCGAUACCAUGUAG
Cordyceps fumosorosea ARSEF 2679 is the source of this 1323-nucleotide messenger RNA. Its product is annotated as fructose-2,6-bisphosphatase. The transcript has 4 exons. Gene Ontology annotation, biological process: fructose metabolic process; fructose 2,6-bisphosphate metabolic process. Gene Ontology annotation, molecular function: fructose-2,6-bisphosphate 2-phosphatase activity; 6-phosphofructo-2-kinase activity; ATP binding. NCBI's taxonomy places the organism in Eukaryota, Fungi, Ascomycota, Sordariomycetes, Hypocreales, Cordycipitaceae. The record is from RefSeq and is a predicted model, not a curated record. Gene Ontology annotation, cellular component: cytosol. Bases 1 to 1323 code for a protein of 440 amino acids.